AUGUCGAAUGCGGUUGACAAGGUCGACGUUCUUAUUAUCGGAGCAGGUCCAGCAGGCCUGACAGCGGCAAAUUGCUUCAACGGCAGCAAUGGAUUACGAGUGCGGGUAAUUGACAAAAAAUCUGGAAGCGUGGAAACCGGCAAAGCAGAUGGACUGAAAAGCAUUUCUCUCGAGGUCCUCGAUACUUUUGGGAUCGGUGAUACAAUCCGAAUUGAAUCUCAUCGCGUGGAAGAAGUUGUACUUUGGGAAGCUGAUGGACAGGGGGGAGUUGAGCGGUCCGUAACCGUUGCAGACCGGGUUCCAGAGCUUGGAAAACCAAGGGAGAUGACUUUGGAUCAGGGUCGAAUCGAGCAUCACCUACUCGCAAACCUUGAGCGAUACGGAAAUGUUGAGGUUUCUUGGCGGAUGCAGCCUGUCAACAUGCAAAUAAAUCACCGACUGGUUGAAGAUCCCCUUGCAUAUCCCAUGACCGUAGCCACGAAGGUGGAGCUGGAGGGAAAUUUCCAGACACAAAUAAUACAGGCCCGAUAUGUAAUUGCCUGUGAUGGAGCUCGUAGUUGGACAAGAAAACAUCUGAAUAUCCCUCUCAGGGGCGAUCUCACAGAUUCAACAUGGGGUGUGAUGGACGCUGUGCCAAAAACUAAUUUCCCUGAUAUCCGCAAGGUGUGUGUCGUUCAUUCGGCGCAAGGCACAAUCAUGGCGGUCCCUCGUGAGAAGAAGCUGGUUCGUUUUUAUAUCGCGAUGGAUGGAACUGAUUUGGAUGUUCCAACUGCCUUGUUCCAAAAGACCUUGACCGUUGAUCACGUGGUGGAUGCUGCGCGCUCCAUUUUCCAUCCAUAUACUUUUGACGUGGGUGAGGUUGCGUGGUGGUCAGCAUACCAGGUUGGUCAACGCGUCGCAGACAAAUUUUCCAAGGAUGAUCGUGUCUUUCUUGCCGGUGAUGCAGUCCCUUAUAAUAUUGGUUGGAAAUUACGGUUCUACCUCGAACAAAAAUGUUCAAGAUCUCUUCUUACAACCUACGAACAGGAAAGGAGGCCCAUCGCCCAGCAGCUGAUUGACUUUGAUCGCGAAUAUCUUGAACUAUUCGCCAAUCCCAAUCUGCAUUUCAAUGACUUCUUGAUCGCGUACAUAACGGCCAUGAGGUUCACCACCGGCAUUGGGAUUAAAUAUGCACCUUCUUUGAUUGUCCAAUCUCCUCACCUAGAAAUAAAAGCCGACAAUCCAGAAAUGGCUCUCGCACCCGGAAUGCGAUUACCUGAUUUCCAGAUGGUCAAUCAAGCAGACGGCGUACCGACAACUCUCUAUCACCGACUCACUAUGAAUGGUCAUUUCCGUCUUUUAAUUUUGGCAGGAAAUCUCUCAAUGGAGCCGGUGUACCAUGAAUUUCUGGAGUUUGGGAAGUGGUUGAAUGGUUUCCUGCGAAUAAACCCAGAAAUUGAGGCAAUAACCCUUCAUUCCAGCAAGCGGGACAGUAUUGAAUUGAUGGAUUUACCUGAAGUUUUCCACCCAUGGAAUGAUGCUGAUGGUUGGGACUACUCCAGAGUCUACGCCGAUGACGAAAGCUAUCAUGAUGGCUAUGGACAGGCUUAUAAACGCUGUGGUAUGAAACAGAAUGAUAAAUGCGUGGUUAUCAUGCGACCAGACGGUUAUGCAAGUCUUAUUUGUCGGAUGGAACAUACCACCCAGAUUUCGACUUUUUUCGAAGAUCUUUCUCUAGGAGCAUAUGAGGGUAUCAUUCGUUCUACUAGACUAUAA
Messenger RNA from Penicillium taxi, 1755 nucleotides. It is a transcript of the gene fmpF, whose product is annotated as phenol 2-monooxygenase fsqG. Gene Ontology annotation, molecular function: FAD binding. Bases 1 to 1755 code for a protein of 584 amino acids. NCBI's taxonomy places the organism in Eukaryota, Fungi, Ascomycota, Eurotiomycetes, Eurotiales, Aspergillaceae. The record is from RefSeq and is a predicted model, not a curated record. The transcript has 5 exons.